AUGUUUUAUUCUUUUCCAACUGAAACACAAAUUGAUAUUCUUAAAUUCUUCAGUUAUCAACAAAUAUGUUCAAUUAAACAAACAAAUUUAUAUUUUCGUGAUUUUAUUAAUAAAUUUGAGGGAGAACUUGCUCGAAAAGAAUUUUAUGAAAUUUCUAUUUUGAAAGAUGGUUUUGAAAGCCCAAUUCCUUUGUAUUUAACUUGUAAAUAUUUAGACGAAAAUGACUUUUACCUAAUUAAAGUUUCCGAUGUUAAAGAAUCUUAUUUUCUACAAUUGCCAACAAUUAUUAAAAACAAAGAGGACAUCAAAAUUGUCUAUUAUUAUUUUAAAAAAUUAUUUAAUUGUUCUUUUGGCCGUGGAAACUUUGUUGAAUUUAUUUUCAAUCCAAAAUUGAUUGAAUUUUUAUUUGGAAAUGUUAAAAUUUCAAAACAAUUUUAUAUUAAAAUUUGCGAAUUAAUUAUUGAAGACAACAAUAUUGAAUUUAUAUUUAUUUUUAAUAAUUUGCUUGGUGAAAUUCUUAGAAUUGGUCUAAAUUUAUCCAAAGAUUUUAUGGAAAAAUGCAAAGAUUUUUUAUUUAAAAUUUUAACAAAUGGAAGAGACAAUUUUAAAGAAGUUAAUUUAAAGUCUUUUACUUUUUUAGAAGAGAAUUUUGAACAUUCUAAAAAUUUGAGAAUGAUUUAUGAAUAUAUUGUUGAAUAUAUAGCAACAUCUAAAGACUUUUCAAAAAUUGUGCCUGCCAUUACUUUCGAAUUUAAUAAUUCCUCAAAUCUUAAAUUGCCCAAAAGAGCACAAGAAGUUGAAACUAAUCGAAUACCUUAUGUUAAAUUUACAAAAUACCAAAUUUCAAAUAUUCACAAUUCAAAAGUAAUAUUUUUUGUUUACAAGCAAGAAAAGGAGGAAGUUUUUGGUUAUUUUAAAAUAAAUAUAAUAAUGAGGGAAGGACAAAAUUAA
This is a messenger RNA of Meloidogyne enterolobii, 951 nucleotides long. Lineage: Eukaryota; Metazoa; Nematoda; Chromadorea; Rhabditida; Meloidogynidae. The record is from the annotation of a GenBank genome assembly.